CCUGACAUUGACAAUGUUCAACUGACUGGAGGUACUUCUGGUGAUGAAGGAUAUACAGAAACCUAUAAAUGCAGCACUGGAUAUACUAACCCCAAUGCAACAAUUCAUUGGUUUAAUGGCUCAGAAGAAGUUUUUCCACCACUGCCACCAAAUGUUGUGGAAUAUAACAUAACUGUGGGAAAUAUUAAUACAGGGAAAUAUUUCAGUUCCUCCCAAGAAUGGAAGAUUACAUUCAGUAGAUACCACAAGGGUACAGUUAUUAAGUGUGUUGUUUUCGGUACAAACAAUAGAUCUGUCACAGUUACAAAGACGAUAUCAGAUAUAUAUUACAAACCAGAGUUAGAGAUAACAGGGCACCAGUUGAUAGAUAAUGUAACAGGACACUAUAUCAUUAAUGAAGGAGAAACACUAAAUCUGACGUGUAGAUUGUUAGGAGCUAAUCCAAUGACUACAGUUGAGUUUAUAAGUGAACCUUGAUCCUCAGGAUCGACUACAGCAUCUUUGAUCAUAACAGACAUCAAAUAUUUUCACAACAACAACCGUUUUACAUGUUCAUCAUCUAAUUCUGUUGAUCAUGUUCGCAUCGAUAUAUGGCUUGAUGUUCAAUAUGGUCCACGUAUAUAUUUCGGAAGAAAGUAUGAGGUGGAAGAGGGUGAAAAUUUAACUAUUGAAUGCAUUGUGACAUCCAAUCCACCUGCCACAGUCUGGUGGGAAAAAGAGGGAGAUAACUCUACACGUUACAAUGGUAACAUGCUGGAUCUGGCAUCAGCUAGCAGAGACCAGGCUGGAACAUACAUAUGUUAUGCAGCUAGUGACAGAAAAUCUGAAAGUGGGAUAACAGAAGUUUUGUCUAAUGAGACUUUUGUAGUAGACGUUCAGUAUGGGCCAGGUUCAUCAAUAAGACUGAGUCCCAAUAUCACAUCAAUAGAACUAGAUACUGGUACCCCGGUCCUUGUAAUUAGAUGUAUUGCUGAUUGUAACCCAGAAUGUAUGUACAACUGGUUCCUAUCCUAUGGUAAUGUCCAGACAGGUUCAGAGCUCAACUUAGGCAAUGCCAAUAGGUACCAGCAUAUUGGUGAAGUUAUGUGUAAAGCUGAGAACAGUGUUUUUAUCAGAACAGAUUACACAUCUAAUAUCACAUUUGCAAUAUAUAUCAGAUAUUCCCCUAGUAUUGAGGAGGUAGAUCUAAACAGUCUGGACUGGUAUAGUGAGGGCAGUGAAAUACAAGUCACAUGUGAUGUCAAAAGUAACCCUAUGGCUAAUAUUACAUGGUACAGAAACAAUAUGGAAGUUAUCACUCCAGAUACUUACUACACCAAUGAGACAACAACAUGUCAGUAUGAUUGUUCUACUAAGGGAGUUCUGACUAUAGAACAUGCAGAGUGUUUAGAUCAUAGAAGUUAUUAUGUCUGUCGGGCUGAAAAUAUCAUGGGUCAAAUGGCAAGGCAGUCGUCACAUAAUGUUAAUAUCGAAUGUCAUCCAAGGCCAGCUUAUGAUAAUGUUUACAACUUUACAUUACAAGAAGGAGGUAUAAUUUAUUUGACUGCCACUUAUAUAUCAAUCCCUCCUCCUGAUGUCAGAUGGUACUUUAGACAUAAUCCGACCUCCAUGAACAUUACUCUAAAGGUAGAUACAUCAGGGCGUGGACAAGAAAACGUCUACUUCACAUCACAAUAUGUUAUCAAAAAUAUCCGAUCUUCAGAUUUUGGUCAAUAUUUUGCUGUUGGUAACAAUUCUGUCGGAAAUGUAGAUUCCACCAUAAUAUUCAACAUUUUUGAGGAUAUUCCUGCAGGUCGGCCUCUCAGACCAUAUGAUUUAGAAGUAAGAUGUUCAGAAAGCUCAGCAGAAUUUAGUUGGAUAUCAGCAUACAAUGGUGGCAGCAAGCAGACUUUUACUUCUUACUACUCUAGGUAUAAACCUGGUACACUAUUUAAUGAUAUUGAAGUACCAGGGGAAAUAACAGACACUGGAGAGGGGACCCGUAUUAAAGUCAAUAUACAGCCAUUAGAUACUGGGUAUCCAUUUUUCUUCACCGUCUCAGCCAGAAAUGUCAACGGUAUAACAGAGGCUGAUACCUAUGUUAAUUGUACAACUUCUGAGACAGGAUUAUUAAAAGGGCCUGAAUCAUCAAGUAAUACAGGAGUGAUUGCUGGUGCAGUAAUUGGUGCUAUUCUAUUCAUAGUAAUAGUUGCUGUUGUUGGGUUUAUUGUUGCCAAAAGAACCAAGAAACUUAAAGGGAAUGAGAAAUUUGCAGACGUUAAUUUAAGUUCUUAUAAAAGUAAAGAUUGA
This is a messenger RNA of Mytilus trossulus (common blue mussel), 2289 nucleotides long. Its product is annotated as hemicentin-2-like. The record is from RefSeq and is a predicted model, not a curated record. Gene Ontology annotation, molecular function: axon guidance receptor activity; protein binding. Gene Ontology annotation, biological process: synapse organization; homophilic cell-cell adhesion. NCBI's taxonomy places the organism in Eukaryota, Metazoa, Mollusca, Bivalvia, Mytilida, Mytilidae. The coding region runs from base 751 to 2289 and encodes 512 amino acids. Gene Ontology annotation, cellular component: plasma membrane; neuronal cell body; axon. The transcript has 12 exons.